AUCAGACAGCGUCUCAGGCAAGCACCAGACGCGCCCCGUGCCUGCCAUGGCCCGGCUGUUGCGGGCGUCCUGCCUUCUCUCCCUGCUCCUGGCUGGCUUCGUCCCGCCGAGCCGGGGGCAGGAGAAGUCGAAGUCACCACGGAUGGUGUCUGAACCCACAACGGACUGCCAUGCUGAUGUGAGCGGCACCAUCUAUGAGUACGGAGCCCUCACCAUCGACGGACAGGAGUACAUCCCCUUCAAGCAGUACGCUGGCAAAUACAUCCUCUUUGUCAACGUGGCCAGCUACUGAGGCUUGACGGGCCAGUACGUUGAACUGAAUGCACUACAGGAAGAGCUUGAACCAUUUGGUCUAGUCAUUCUGGGCUUCCCCUGCAACCAAUUUGGAAAACAGGAGCCGGGAGAGAACUCGGAAAUCUUACCGAGCCUCAAGCAUGUCCGACCAGGUGGGGGCUUUGUCCCCAAUUUCCAACUCUUUGAGAAAGGGGAUGUGAACGGGGAGAAAGAGCAGAAGUUCUACACGUUCCUGAAGAACUCCUGCCCUCCCACCUCAGAGCUCCUGGGCUCACCUGGCCGCCUCUUCUGGGAACCCAUGAAGGUCCACGACAUCCGCUGGAACUUUGAGAAGUUCCUGGUGGGGCCAGAUGGCAUACCCAUCAUGCGCUGGUACCACCGGACCACGGUGAGCACUGUCAAGAUGGACAUCCUGGCCUACAUGAGGCGGCAGGCAGCUCUGGCGGUCCAGGGGAAGUAAAUCAGGCCUGCCCCACCCCCUGUUCACCGUGCGGGGGCUGGGGAGGGACUCCGUUCAGGAAGGAAUCCAUUUCUCUAACUACGCCACACUCCCACCAUAGACCCCUCACUAUUACACAAGGCCCCAACCUGACCCAAACACAUGCAAACAGUUGUGUCUGUACUGCUGUGCACGUGGGCAUCUGCACACGUGCCUACAGGUGUGUGUGAUGGUGUGUGUGCAGGAGGGAACACCACCUGUGUCUACCUGCGUGAAUACGGGGAACGUGUACCAUAUGUGUACGCACAGCUCUGUGCUACGGAGAGUGCGGGAGAACACCUCCCCUUUCUCUCCUGUUCUGUUCGGGGGAGAACCAUUCACUUUCAGCUGAACCCACGUUAAAACCAGCUCAAGCUCCAACUGUUCUGACCUAGACCUCAACUUGGGGGCCGGCAUCUCCCUUCGCCUCCAGAUAUCACCACCACUUAAGUGCCCGGAAGUUUCUGGGCCUACCACACUGCCCAAUCUCCCUCUUCUCCACCAUGCAGCCUCUUCUCCUUCCUGAAGGGCCCUCUCGAGUCCCCUACCCUCCACCCCGACCGUAGUGCUCCCCUAGAGCAGCCAAGGCAGACGUUGAGAGCCAGGGCCACGUCCCCGUGUCAGGAAUGGCAUCUCCAUGAAGGAGGGGCCCGAAGCCCUCAUGGGCGGACCUCCCCUGAGCCUGUCUGAAGGGCCGGCCCUUAGUGCAUUCAGGCUGAGGCCCCUGGGCAGGGAUGCCACCCCUGCUUUUCUGGAGGACGUGCCCUUUCCCCUCACCCUGGUCCCUGGCAUUAGACUCUUCCCUGUUUGCCCAGUAAAGGCCUUUCUGCAACA
Messenger RNA from Enhydra lutris kenyoni (northern sea otter), 1606 nucleotides. Its product is annotated as glutathione peroxidase 3. Lineage: Eukaryota; Metazoa; Chordata; Mammalia; Carnivora; Mustelidae. The transcript is spliced from 6 exons. Gene Ontology annotation, molecular function: selenium binding; glutathione peroxidase activity. Gene Ontology annotation, biological process: response to oxidative stress; hydrogen peroxide catabolic process. The record is from RefSeq and is a predicted model, not a curated record.